AUGUUGCUCUCAGCCUCAGUGAACUCCAUCUCAUCCAUGCCUUCCCCUGUGUACCAAUGCAAGAAAGCCUUCCUCCUGAACAUGGCUGUGAACUGCUCGCUUACACGCCGGAACAUUUCCUGAAUGGAGGCAGAAUUCCCAAUAAAGGUUGAUGCCAUGGAAUGCCCCCUAGGAGGAAUGUCGCAAACACUUGACUUGACAUUGUUUGGAAUCCACUCCACAAAGUAUGAAAGGUUCUUAUUCUGAACAUUGAUCAUUUGUUCAUCCACUUCUUUGGUGCUCAUCUUGCCCCUAAACAUGGCAGAGGCAGUGAGAUAG
Malania oleifera is the source of this 318-nucleotide messenger RNA. RefSeq lists its product as uncharacterized. Lineage: Eukaryota; Viridiplantae; Streptophyta; Magnoliopsida; Santalales; Ximeniaceae. The record is from RefSeq and is a predicted model, not a curated record. The transcript has a single exon.